Magallana angulata is the source of this 4369-nucleotide messenger RNA. RefSeq lists its product as uncharacterized. Gene Ontology annotation, molecular function: DNA binding; protein binding. Bases 149 to 3766 code for a protein of 1205 amino acids. NCBI's taxonomy places the organism in Eukaryota, Metazoa, Mollusca, Bivalvia, Ostreida, Ostreidae. The record is from RefSeq and is a predicted model, not a curated record. The transcript has 17 exons.
UUUAAUGUUCGAAUUGACUAAUUUUUCAAAGUUGCAUUACUUCCGGUUGUUUCACUCAUUUCAAAGUUUCAACUUUCUUAUGCUUCUAACCUUUAUCAUCCGACAAAUGAGUUCAAAGAUGGCAUUCAUUUUCUAAUGGUAGAAAGUUAUGGCAGAAGUAACACCUUUGCCAGACUCCGUGAGCCAGGCAGGAAGCUCUGUACCCAGUGAAGGAAAUUCAGCAGAAAAACAGGACAUUGAUGUUGGUCAGAGCACAGACACUAACUCAAACUCGAAGGACCUCACCUCAAAAACAGAUGAGGUAACUCAAAAUGCCAUCGGUGAUGAUGAAACAGAUGGGGAUGUGAACAAAGCAAAACUAGAAAAAACAAACAAUUUACAAACAGAGAAUGAGCAAAUUGUCAAUAGUAAAGAAGGGACACCUGUGCAAGAAAAAGAUGAUAAUGUAGAUGCAGAAGAAUCUUUGAUUGAUGAAGAAGAAACCCACAGUAAUGAAGAAGUUACAGGAACUGAAACACAGACAGAGGGGGAUGAGGAAGGGUUUGAAAUCAAUGACAGUGAUAUCAUGAAGGCUACUGAUGUCUUUGGGAAGGGAAAACGCCCGCGUGUGAAAAAAAUGGAUGGAGAUUUUACAGAUGAUUAUGAGACCAGCGAAUCAACGCCUCAUAGAUAUUCAAACAGGAAAAGUAUGGUGAUAUCUGAAGAACAAAGAGAACUUUUACUCAAACCCUUUAAUGAAGGGUGGAAGAGAGAGGUUGUGUUCAGGAGUACAUACUCUCCAGUAACGAAGCAAGGGACGAUGAAGUCAGUUCCUGCCGACGUUUACUACCACCCUCCAGAGGGAAGAAAACUGAGAUCAAUGGUUGACAUUACCAAACACUUGGUGAUGACCAAUUCAGAGCUGACACUUGACAACUUUUCAUUCAUACGCAAACCAAUCCUGGAGCCUCCUUUUGAGGUCGUUCGAUCAUCCGGAUCAGUAGGUCGUGGCGGUUUUGGAUCUCCGAAAACACCAAGGCAAGGCCUGGAAUCUAAACCUCAAGUGGUGAUUGAGCGAGAUGGAGAAGAAAAGGUGCUUUCAGAGGGGGGAAGAAUCAGUGGAAGUCAGGUAGGAUUUAUCAGGAGAAAGCGAGGGAGGCCUUCCAGUGGAAUAAACAAAAGCUUGACUCCUCGUAGCCAUAUUGUCCGUAAAAGGGGCAGACCCCCCAAGUCAGUAAAAGAAAUCAUGCAACGUGAGAACUCUACGACUCCGAAAGUAGAAUCAAAUGACUCUUCCUUUACAAGUGAGCCAUCCCCAAAACGAUAUAAACCCACCGCCAGAAAAAGUACAACGCCGGGGGCCCCCAAAAUAUUCAAAGUAGCCAAGCCACCUGACAGCUCCCAGUCGUUAGAGGAGCUGUGUAACCUGCAUUGUCCGGGGAGGAACAUGGUCCCCCCGUCCCUGCAGUGCAUCAUCUGUCUCUGUCUGUUCCACCCCGAGUGUGUCAACACCAACAAUGACAUCGAAGACUUUGUGUGCCUGAGAUGCGUUACAGGGUCUACAGCGAUAAAACAACCAAAGCCAGCAAGCACAAUGAAGAUGUAUCCUAUUUCCGUGCUUAAUUCCAAUGGUAAAACCAUCAAGGCCACUGUGGUGUCUCAGCAGGUCAAGAAGCCAGCGAUUGUCUCUUCAGGGGUUCCUCUAAGUGUCUCUACAGGGGUUUCUCCACUCUCAGUGUCCACUAAUGUGGUUACCACCCCUAAAGUGACAGUGAAGCAGGAGCCCAUGGAUGUAGAAGAAUACAGCCAAGCUAAGGGGAAGAAUGAUGUAAGUGAGACAACCCUAGGCUCUCUGAAGUCGGUCCUUGACAAAAGGUCGGUUAAUCUCACUACCACUCCCAUGCCAGUGCUGCUGAACACCUUCAGUGGAUCCCAGGCCAGCUUUGCCUUCAAUGGACACAGUCCAACGAUCAGUUCCCCCACCCACACCACAGUGAUUAACUCCAGACCAGCAGCAUUCACAGCUAUUCCAAACCUUUCAAUCUUAAAUCCAUUACAAGGGGCAGCGAUAAUUAGUCAUUUGAAUCCAUCUUCUGUAAUCCGGCCUCCGACAGCUUUUCCAUCCACGAAUGUAAGUUCUUUUCCAAGUGUUUCUUCAAUUUCACAACCACCCCCCAAACUCACGGCAGCACCCACCCCCAAGUCCAGCCCAAGUACUAACGGUGGGGAACUAACGCAAACUACAAAAAAUGGACAGCUUCUGACCUUGCCUAGUGCUGUGUCAAAAAGACUGAAUCUCAAGCAGCCGCUAGCUCUGAAGAUCAACAACAUGCAAAUCACUGUCCCUCCCUCGUGCCUUCUUUUGACGGGGGAUGGACUAAAAGUGUUUCUGCCACCCAAAACAUUUCCCGUACAACUGGGAGAGACAGCUAAGCUUAGUGUUACGGUGACAAAUGACAAGUCAUCGCCGUCCAGUACAAAGAUUAGUGUUAAUAUUGGUGAUGUUAGUUCUCCCAAGAACGAUACUCCGGAAUCAAAGAGCAGUCGAUCUACACGACACUGGAAGUCUGGCAUCAACCCGGGCAACUGCCACAUCAAGAAGUUGUACGGAGGAUUCGACUGCAUGCUCUGUAUAUUUGAGUACCUCAACAUGCACGACUUGGCAAGAGUCAGUUUGGUUUGUCGAACUUGGAGGAACUUGGCACAGAAUCCAAUACUUUGGCGUGAUGUAAAACUUAGAAAUGUCAAAGUGAUGGAUUGGAAAAAGGCUGUCAAGUUUCUCCUGAGGAGGGCUGUUCAUUCCCUGAACCUGCGCGGACUUGAGCACUAUGAGAAUCGGAACCACACAUGGCACCAGUUUUUGUCGGUGGUGCCCCAGCUGACCUGUGUACAGAACAUCCAUUUUGGCCUGGUUCCCGGCUCCAUUCUCCAGCAUGUGUGUGAGAAGAUGCCUCAUCUAGAAGUCUUCACUGCCGAGUGGAUCAGUGAUUAUGACGAUGAGCAGAAAUGGGACCAUGUCACCAAGUUAAACAUCGGAAAGUUCAGCUCUUUGCCCCAACUUACGGAGCUGAAGCUGCGUGGUGUAGCCGGGUUGGCCAUGCCCUCAUAUACACUGAGCGGGGGGUUGGAUGAUCUGUCAUCCCUCACCCAACUCAAAAAGCUGUCCUUGACAACCCUAGCCAAAGUGGAGGAGACAGAUUUCUCUUUCCUGGAGAAGAUGGAACAACUGGAGUGUCUGGAACUUGGAGAUUGUCUACACUGGACGUCCAAGACGUAUUCCUUACUGGCCAAUCUGAAGAAUCUGAGGACCCUUCGGUUGGAGAAUGGUGGCAACAUUGACAGUGAUCAAGGACUUGGAGAAGCUCUCAGUCAGAUCAAAAGUCUUCAAAAGUUGGAGUUGAUCAUGUAUGUGGUGCCAGAGUCAAUGAAAGGAUUGGACCACAUCAAGACACUGGUGGUCUGGCCCAACACUCAAGAAAGUACGCCGAUACCAGCAAGGGUGAAUUUCAACAUGUUUAAGCUGGUGACAGGACUCCAGUCCUUAGAGAGGUUAGAGUGGGGGAUCAUGAACAAUACCAGUACCUCCAUUAUCCUGGAGAACGAGACUUCAAGCACGAAAUGGAUCCCUAUCCUUCCAAAAACUCAGGAGAGCAGUCCGGGGGGCACUACCACAGUGGAGUAUAUAUCUGUUCUCCAGUUCACAUCCAAUCUCACCAAAGCUCUCCCUAAUACCAGGAUCAAGGUGUAUAAUUCCAAAAUAAUGCAGUUUGAAGACAAAGACUCUUAAUAUUCCAUUAGACAACUCAGUCUUCAGUUCAAAAACACCGUUCCUGAUAAAUCACCAAGAACUCAAAAUCCAUGGAUGUGAAAUGUUCAAUGAAAAGAUGUGGAUGUCUUUAAAUUCAUUAAGUACCAGAUUUACCAUGUAUCUGAACAAGAGUUGAGGAAUACCUUCAACUAUUUGAGAAUUUUAGAGAGGUGCUAGUGCUAUGUACAAUGUACAUGUUUUAUAUUUGGUCAGGGCAUAAUUUACUCAUAGUCAUAAUAGGGCCUAGAAUGCAAAUCAGGAACACACAGCAAAUGUUGUUAGUGAGGCGAGUCCUCAAGGGUUUAAAACCUCUGUAGGACUUGACCUCUUCAGAUUGCAGUCUGUCUCUCAGUGUCAGUCUGUGCAUGACUGCAAUGUGAGCUGUGUUAAUGAAUCAUUUUUCUUAUCAGUUACAAAUGUCAUAUGGAACAACCUAUCAAAUUUUUAUCAACUCUGUGUUUGUUCAUUUAACUGCAGCUCAUGUAUUGUAUUGUCACUACUUUCCAUAUUUUUAUUAAAUUUGCAUGCAAGAUUUGCAGUUAAUUAAAUUUACAUGCAUCUAUUAAAACAAUUGUGUCUUUU